Molecule: messenger RNA, 1794 nt
Organism: Arabis nemorensis
Lineage: Eukaryota; Viridiplantae; Streptophyta; Magnoliopsida; Brassicales; Brassicaceae
Source: the annotation of a GenBank genome assembly
AUGUUACUAUUGCCCAGAUAUCAGAAAAAAGUUCAUAUAUUGUUGAAUAUGAUUACACAUUUCAACAAUUCCAUAGCUGUUUCCUCUAUUCGUCAUCAAAACCAAGUUCCUCCAACUCCAAGGUUCGACCUUUCUCGUGUUUCAUUUACAGUUCGGUGUUUUCAGAUUCAGAGCUGUGUCCGUAGGGAUAAGUCCGAGUUACAGCAACACUCGUCUCAGUUACCGACUCGGUUUUUCGUUAAUCCGGUUUCAAGGGCAAUUAGGAAUCAAGCUCAAGAAGCUCUUUUUGAUUACUUACAUUCUACUAGGAGCCUUAGUUUUACUGAUGCAGAACAUAUAAGCAAGAAUUCACCGCAUUUUAUGUCGAAUAUCUUGUCCAAGAUUGAUGAUGAUAACCAGAAGGAUAUAUCCAGGGCAUUGACUAGAUUCUUUAGGUACAAUCCGAUAAACGAGUUUGAACCGUUUUUCGAGAGUUUGGGUUUGUGCCCGUCUGAGUUUGAACCGUUUCUUCCACAGCAGCUAAUGUUUUUGAGUGAUGAUGGUAUCAUGUUUGAGAAUUUCCAUGCUCUUUGCAACUAUGGAAUCCCGCGUGGUAAGAUUGGUCGUAUGUAUAAAGAAGCUAGAGAGAUUUUCCGAUACGAAUCUGGAAUGUUGGCGUCGAAACUCGGGGCUUAUGAGGAUUUGGGUCUUAGUAAGGGUACAGUCAUCAAGUUAGUUACUAGUUGCCCUUUGCUUCUUGUUGGUGGGAUUGAUGGUGAAUUUGCUUCUGUGUUUGAUAAGUUGAAGGGGUUACAAGUAGGAUUUGAUUGGCUCGGGCGGUACUUGUCUGACCGGAAAACAUAUAGCUGGCGUAGAAUUCUGGAGGCAAUAGAGUUUCUUGAUAAAGUGGGAUGUAAAGAGGAGAAGUUGAGUAGUCUUUUGAAAAUGUAUCCAGCUUUGGUGCUCGAAGGCUCCGGUAAGAAAUUCUAUGUCCUGUUCGGUAGGUUGUUUAAAGUAGGGCUUCAAGUGAAUGAGAUUUAUGGGCUAUUUAUAGAUAACCCAGAGAUGUUGUCAGACAAAUGCGUAAGAAAUAUUCAGAAGACGCUGGAUUUCUUGAUCGCUAUUAGAAUGGAAACGCAGUUUAUCACAAAGAUUUUGCUGAGUCACAUGGAGCUUAUCGGUUCGUGCUCUCUGCAAGCACCUAGAACUGCUUGUAUUAGCUUGGGCGUUAGACAAGACGAGCUAUGUCAAAUCUUAAAGAAAGAGCCUUUGAGAUUGUUCAGUUUUGUUUCUGCAACAAAGAAAAUAAAAAGCAAACAUCUUUCGGAAGACUCAAGGAAACACGCAGAGAAGACGGCGUUUUUGAUGAGGCUAGGGUAUUUAGAGAACUCGGAUGAGAUGGUAAAGGCUCUGAAACAGUUUCGAGGGAGGGGAGAUCAGCUACAGGAGAGAUUUGAUUGCCUCGUGAAAGCCGGUUUAAGCCACAGUGUGGUUACCGAGAUCAUCAAGCAUGCUCCAAUAGUACUUAACCUGUCUAAAGAUGUCUUAGAGAAAAAGAUACAUUCCCUAACCAAACUUCUUGGAUAUCCGAUUGAAUCCCUUGUAAGUUUCCCAGCAUAUCUGUGUUACGAUAUGCAGAGAAUACAAAAUAGAUUCUCAAUGUAUUUAUGGUUGAGGGAAAGAGAUGCAGCAAAGCCGAUGCUUUCACCAAGCACUAUUCUCACUUGCGGUGAUGCCCGGUUUGUGAAGUAUUUUGUCAAUGUCCACCCUGAUGGUCCAGCCAUUUGGGAAAGUAUAAACCAAUCAUCUACCUGA